This is a messenger RNA of Lytechinus variegatus (green sea urchin), 4958 nucleotides long. RefSeq names its product syntaxin-17-like. The transcript is spliced from 7 exons. NCBI's taxonomy places the organism in Eukaryota, Metazoa, Echinodermata, Echinoidea, Temnopleuroida, Toxopneustidae. Bases 199 to 1233 code for a protein of 344 amino acids. The record is from RefSeq and is a predicted model, not a curated record.
AAUAUGCGGGAUUUCCCACGAACGAUUUCGUAAACAAAGCCAGCCCGGCCUCUCAUCCUCAGACGAAAUUGUGAGCUUUUCCACGUAUUUAUAAUAUUUGUUAAAAACUAUAAGUGCACAGAGCGUUAUUGGAUGUUGUGAUGGACAGGGAAUAACAUAUGACACACCAAGAAUCCCCUUGCCUAGCCAUGCAGAGCAAUGGCAGAGUUUGGUGAAAUCCCAAAUUGUAGAGACAAAGAACCAUCAGAGAUCAUGAAACAGCCCAUCAAGAAGCUUGAACCUGCAAUCAACAGGUUCACCAAGAUUGCAAUACCACUGGACCUAGAUAGGCUUGCCAAUCAUUGCAGAAACAUCCAGAAGUUUCAACAACUACAGCAAUGGGACAAGCUCAGAGUUGAGCAGAUUAAUGCCAGAAGAACAGUACAACAACUCAAAGCCAAUGUCCGAGAGAUGGAGAAGGUGAGAUUACAGGUCAAUGAUGAUGACCUGAAGUCCUUUGAUGACCAAGUCUCACCGGUCAAAGAGGAGGUCAUCCAGGCUGUAGUCAAGGUCAUUGAACUCUGUGGAGUUGAGACCUCGCCGUUAGACCCACCGGUCAUGACCCAGUCUCUAACAGACUCACUACUGAGUACUGAUGAAGGUCUUAGAUCCAGAUUUAGACAUUCAAACUCACUUGAAGCAAGCAGCCAUAGUUCUUCCAUGGAAUCUUCAGAUGCCGUCCCAGAAAACUUAUCUCAAGAAUCUAGUGAAGCGCAUCAUCCGCUACAACAGCAGGAACAACAACAAACUCAAGAGGAUAUGAUGCCAUCACAAGAAGUUCAAGAUUCCUGGGAUAUGUUGAAGAAUGAACUUGUAGAACUUAACAGUCUCACACAUGAGUUUGCUGCACAAGUACAGGCACAGCAAGAGCAAGUUGACAGUAUUCAAAACAACAUCCAAGUUGCUCAAACAAACAUCCAAACUGGUGUGAAACAUCUCUUAAAGGCAUCUACCUAUAAAGCUGCUAUGCUACCAAUAGGUGGCGCUCUCUUGGGAGGAAUAGUGGGCGGUCCUGUUGGGAUCGUAGCUGGAAUGAAGGUUGGGGCUGCUGCUGCUCUUGGGGGCGGGGCUAUAGGAUUCCUGAGUGGACGUGCCAUAAAAAAACGGCAAGAGAAGAAGAUCCAGAUGGAGAUGUCGGUUCUCACUAAUGGAACUCUAGAGGGCAGUGUUGUAGAAUCAAGGAAGGAUAAAUGAACGAGACAGAAACUCCUAUGCUUGAUGGCCACAAGGAAGGUUGAGAUACUGUAUCGGUUGGAGGCAUCUGCAACUUUUAAAUGAUUGUGAGUGUGCUGGCCCUGUUCAUGCUUUAAAUCAUCAUCAUGGUGAAUGAGGCAGCUCAACAUCACAUGAGAGACUGCGCUAUAUGAUUUUAUUAGUACGAUGAUCAGGAAUAAGGUCAUUUGACAUUCAAAGAAUUUAUUCCUCGAAUUCCUUAUGAGUGCAUAACAUUAGCUUGGCUAAAGCCAGGGUAAUUAUGCUGCAUUUAAUGUAUAGCACGUAGAGACUUCUGAUGAAGAGGUAUUAGGCAAUAUACAAGCAAGUAUAAUUCAGAUCUAUUGAAAUAAGUUGGCUGCAGCUGAUAUUCAGAAAUUAACCAUAAUUCAUGACUGAUGGAGAGUUCCCACCAAAGCAACAUCGUCUGGAGAUAACAGUUGAAUCUCAGUGUAGAGGGAAUAUUUAAAUGUAAAAUUCUUGUUAUAAUGGGGUAUUUUUCUUGUUUCUUGUAUUGGUUUGCCUGAUUUUGUUGGAUUCUUGUACCAAGAAGACAAGUUUUGAAGGUCACAAUGAUCUGUUGAUACAUCUAAUGAUCAGCCUCAUAAAGACAUCAAGUGAAAAGUUCUUUUAAAAGAUGUUAGUAGUUUUUUUGAUCUGUAUCAAAUUUGUUAUAGUCCUAAAAAAAUCUUGCAGUGCUGAUUUUAUGCUUUUCAUGUCCCUUCACUUGCUACAGCUUUGUGAAUAAUAAAGGAAAAUAAUUAAUAUGAUAUAUCUCAUUAAGGGCAUAAUGACAAAGAAGUGGAUAUAAAAUGCACAGCUUCAAAUUUUACCACCAAAUUACUGUGUUAGACCAAAAAACAUCCCUUCAAUGUUAUUAUAGAACCAGUCAAAACAUGCAAAUACAAAUGUUACAAAAUCUCCUUGGUUUAUGUUUACGAAUGCAGUCAGUGAGGUCGUGAAAUUAAGAGCUGUGUAUUUUAUCUUCUCUAUGUGUUCCCUGUGUUUAUAAUGACUAUUGCAUCCAGAAAUAGAGCACGAUGUCAUAUUAUUUGAUGCACAAAAAAUUUGAAAUUGACACCAAUGAAAAAGCUCUUUGAUAAACACCAUGUGAUAUUAUUUACAAUUCUUCCUUGGGUACUUUUUGAUACCUGUGCAAUUGUGUUCAUGCUUAGUUUAUUCCUUGUUGAAUAUGUUUUUUCUGUGUUUUGUAAGCAGUGUUUAAGAUUUCUUUGAGUAACUGAUUUUCCUUUUCUGUUGAAAAUAUCCAUUGAGCAUAUAUUGCAAGAGAUAUACAUGUAUGUAUGCUAAAAUGUAUUGUCCUUUGAUUGGUGCUCGUGUUGCAACCCUCGUAGCCAGAGUAUGUCAGCAUGAAAUUGAUUUAUAAUUGCUCUUAAAAAUAAAGCAUUAUUAUUUAUUUAUUUAGAUAUUAAUGUGUGUGUAUCGGUUAUACAUGAACUACAAGUAUUGCAAAAAACAGUGCUAUUGAAUUUGACUACAUGUAUAUAUGAUUUUGUUAAGCAUUUACAUGGACCCUUUUUCAGUUUUAUUCCUAAACUCCUUACCUGAUACCCCAUAGAUUCCUGAAGAUUUUGUUAUUUGUGAUAGAUGUACACAAAAAUUGUAGUAGAAAAUUGGUGCAAGGUUUAACUUAAUCAAUUUUGGUUCAUAUAUAUUUAUUUAUUCAGUCGCCAUAAGAUUUAAGUUUAAGAACAACAUAGCAGUAGUCCAAUAUACAUAAAAUCAAUCCUAAGAGAGUAACAAAAAUAAAGUUUAGAGACAGGGUUUUUUUAGUCAUACUUCAUAUUUUGCCAUUAUACUAUGCUAUGUGGCAUGCCUGAAAACUUCCUGUACUCAGAAAACAGAAAGCCAUUGGAAGUAGGAAUGAUAUGUACAAUUGUACAUAUCAUUUGCAGGAAGAAAGGUGUAAAUUCACAUGACAGUUCUGAUUGUACAAUUGAUUUAUUGAUAAUUAUAUGCAUUCACAUAACACAGCUUUUUAUUACAGGGCCCUGAAACCAACAUAAUUUAUAUUUCUUUGAUAUCCCAUGAAGAAUUUACUUUUAUCCUUUUGGGUAAACACCACUCUCUUUGGCACCGAACCACACCUUACAUAUUCCGUAAUAGAAAACUUUUUGUAAUGUUAUUUUUGCAAAUGUUUUACUAUUUUAUUCUUUCUGAAAUAUAUAUGAUGAGUAUUCUGUGAACAUGUGGUCACUAUAAUGUCAUGUGAUACUAACAAACACUGACAGGGAUGUGAUUGAAUGAGAAAAUUCCUUUGGCACCAAAGGCAUUUUGUAAAAAAAACUCCUUGCAGAUUAAUUUGAAAUUCGAUUUACAUUUAUAAUAUGUGUGAUUUUGUUGCUAUUUCCAUGCAUUAACAUUUUGCUUAACUUUCAAUAGGUAUACAUAUUUGUGAAAUGAUUAAUGUGUAGCUAAAAUCAAGCACAUUUACUUUGAUUGUUUGAUUGUUUAAUUUCUGUUGUUUCAGCCAUCAGAAUCAUGGAAGAUUCCCCAUUGCUGCACUUGACUAUAAAAACCAAACUUGUGAAUAUGCUUGAGAAAUUUAAAUCUUUCCAGAUAUCUGUAAACUGACUCAAGAGCUAAUUUAGUAUGUUUAGGAUCAUACAGCAUGCAGUAGAGGCACCGAAUACAACCAUUUAAGAUUUUUUUUGUUCUCUAUUUAGUCCCAUGUAUUCAUAUUUUGAUGACCCUAUGAACCUUUGUCAAACCGUGUUUUCUACUGCUAAGAAGCCCCCUUCCCGGGCAUAUCAUAGAAUGGUGUAGAUGUACAUAAGUUCUCAUAGAGAUUAGCGGUAUAAGAUGUUUAACACAGUUGCCAAUUUAUCUGGCUAAUUUAGGGCAUCAAGUUAAUCAAGUUAGCUUUGGUAAAGUUAAGCAGGGGCCGCAGAAGCGGGUGGGGGGGGGGGGCUGUUCCAAAGCCAUGUACAAAAACGUAAAAAUGAUCACAUGAUUGUGAUUUUUUGCAUGGUCAGCCUCCCCCCCCCCCACUUUGAAAACUAUUCCGCGGCCCCACAUCAUAGUAUCAUGAAGUAUUUUAUGAAGAGGGUUGGGAAACUACCCCUUGACCUAAAAACAAAAUUUUGUUAUUAUUUACUAGAUGAUUUUCUUCAAUUUAACAAAACUGUACCCUAGAACUAAAAAGAUCUUUAUAUGCAGCAUGUCCUCAUUCCUUACUCAAACAUUAGACACUUGCCAUCAGUAUGAAGGCUUGUUCAAGAUAUGAUGUGACAAAGCUGAGACGCAUUUUGUCAAUAGGAUAGUAAAUGAUUACAAAAAUGUUCAAGAAACUUUCUUCAUCCCUGAGCUUUAUGAAAGGGGACCAAUCAAAGCCUUUACAAACUUAGCAAAGAGAAUACCUACAUUUUGUCCACAAUUGUGCAGACAAACUCAUAACAUGAGAGCCUGCCCCCCGUUUCUUGAGAGGAUGACAUUUUGACUCCAAUUAGCAUAAAAGGGGUCACUCUUUGUAACAACGCUGAAAAAAAUUCUCACUGAGCUUUGUUGCACCAUUUUGUAACAAGGCUGAAAUCUUACUUUGAUAAUGUUUUAAUGAAUGUUACAAUAAUUAGCAAUUUAUAUUUAUUGUUGUACAUGUAUGUAUAUACAUAUAUACAGGUAUACCACUGUGGUUUUGUUGCCAAAGUGCCUGCGUGAAUAUGGUCACACGGAAUAAAUUACCGUUU